This is a messenger RNA of Drosophila sechellia, 1339 nucleotides long. RefSeq lists its product as uncharacterized. Lineage: Eukaryota; Metazoa; Arthropoda; Insecta; Diptera; Drosophilidae. Bases 765 to 1310 code for a protein of 181 amino acids. The transcript is spliced from 5 exons. The record is from RefSeq and is a predicted model, not a curated record.
UUUGUGAUUAUCCUCUUCCGUUUGCUCUGCAACCAUUGUGCAUAUUUAAAUUGCACUGAAAAACAUGUACUAAUCUGAAUGUAAAUAUGGAAUCAUCAACCCCUUUUACUUUCCACACUGAUCUGGCCUUUGACCCCGCACCACACUUAAGCCAAAGCCAUCGCCAAGUCAAUGACAAUCCAAAUAUUUGGCCAAGGUUCAGGGCAGGAAAGACAAAGGAUCCGGAACUGGGCUAAUGCCGGGCUGAGCGGCCUCAGGUGGCAGUGCUUCAUCCUGCUCCUGGGAAACCUUUGGCCAAAUAUUCGCUGUAAAACAAAUGCGAAAUGCGACUAAGUGCAGUGUGUAACUGCAGCACUCAACAGACAGCAGCAAACUGAUUAAAUAUCCGGGCGCAGUUGGCGUACGUUCCGCUUGCCAUUCACAAUCCCUGGCUCAAACGUACACUCAGCAUAAUGCGAAUCCAUGUAGGGAAAUGUAAUUUGAAUGCCAAAACAAACAGCGAGCUGGGGAGCCGUUUGAAUGGCGGCCAGGAAAGGCUGGCUGCCAGGAAGUUGGCCAGGUGCUUGGGCUAAAAAACAAAGGCCGCCGCUGGAUAUUUACCCACUGCCAGUGCAGCUAAAACAGCACGACCAAAAGCAGCAGCAGUACAGCCUUAGCUGUUGUAAAAGCAGCAGCAGCAGCAGCAGCUGCUGUGGGAGCACAAAACAAAGCCUUGGUAAACAGCCCAGCAAUGUGAUUAAAAAAUAAAGGAACGCAGCACAACAAUGGGAAAUGGAGCACAGACUCAGCAGUACACGGUGGGGAAAUAUCUUGAAAGGCUAAUCACAGUGAAAUGGUCGCCGCUCGGUCAAGAGUGGAGUUUACCAACAUCAAAUGCACUUCCUUGGAUCCGGAGUUUGCAUUGCUACCUAAAGUCAGUAAAUCGUACAUAUAAAUAUCUGUCCAUCAGAGUGAAGUUGUCACAAAAGCCUGUGUCGAGAAUUAAAGUCAACGGAGCCACAUUUAAGCGGUACAAUGGCUAUAUGCCGUCACUUUAUAACUUCACGGUUGAUGGCUGCAAAUUUAUUAAAAACCCUAAGUCAAAUCCAGUUGCGCAUUACAUUUACCGACUCUUUAAAGAUUUCUCCAAUGUGAAUUAUACCUGUCCCUUUAAUGACGAUCCUAUUAUAGAAAAGCUGCCAAUUAGUUACGUUAACAAGCAAGUAACUUCAGUACUCCCAGUUCCCUCUGGAGACUAUUUGUUUUCAUCGCAUUGGUAUUUCUACGAUACCAAGCGUAUCACUAUAAAUGUAUAUUUGACAAUAUUUUGAAUAUAAACGUGGUAAUGUGAAUUGAUAAA